UUGGCCAAAGUAAUCAACGAAUCCUCGAACGCUAAAAAUUUACUUCAAGAAAACAAAGUGAAUUAUGCCGUUGGAGAUGAGAGUGAAAUAGUCGCAAAAAGUGACGAGGAGGUGGAGCGUGAAUUUUCUCAAUAUUUGGAAGAAAUUGACAUUUCGGAACGCGAAAUGUGGCAACAACAUGUUAAGAAGUCAAGUGAACGUUACACAAAGCAUUUGAAAGACGUGAAUAUCGAAAGAUCUACUCAUCUCAAACUGAAUAUGACUUUGAAGAUUGGAGGUAAUUUGGAGCAGCGUAUUCGGUUUUCUACUUUGUCCUUGUGCACGUACUGGAAGCAGCUUCAAGCGAAACGGUGCAACCUAGUGGUUGCAAAGAUAUGCAACUAUGCCAAA
Protopolystoma xenopodis is the source of this 390-nucleotide messenger RNA. The record is from the annotation of a GenBank genome assembly. Lineage: Eukaryota; Metazoa; Platyhelminthes; Monogenea; Polystomatidea; Polystomatidae.